GGCGGGGUCCACGCUUCGGCACGUUCCUCGCACGGCAUUGUGGGAAGGGCGGCCGGUGCAGCCACAGCUGCCAUCUUAGGGGCGCCUUGCGCUGCGGCUUUCUCGUUGGAGGUGGCCUUCGUGGCAGCUGUAGACGUCGGGAAAAGGCAUAAAGUCCGUUGGCCGACACCUUUCUUUCCUCCGGCCUCGGUAGAACCGCCAGCCCGCGUCCGAAGGCGGAGGCGAGGGGAACUGGCCGCGUGAGGGGCCUGAGGCGAGCGGUUAGAGCGUCGCCCGGAAGGAUGGGCCGGUCUCGGAGCCGGAGCUCGUCCCGCUCCAAGCACACCAAGAGCAGCAAGCACAACAAGAAGCGCAGCCGGUCCCGGUCGCGAUCCCGGGACAAGGAGCGCGUGCGGAAGCGUUCCAAAUCUCGGGAAAGUAAACGGAACCGGCGGCGGGAGUCGCGGUCCCGCUCGCGCUCCACCAACACUGCCGUGUCCCGGCGCGAGCGGGACCGGGAGCGCGCCUCGUCCCCGCCCGACCGCAUCGACAUCUUCGGGCGCACGGUGAGCAAGCGCAGCAGCCUGGACGAGAAGCAGAAGCGAGAGGAGGAGGAGAAGAAAGCGGAGUUCGAGCGGCAGCGAAAAAUUCGACAGCAAGAAAUAGAAGAAAAACUCAUCGAGGAAGAAACAGCACGAAGAGUGGAAGAAUUGGUGGCAAAAAGGGUGGAGGAAGAACUGGAGAAAAGGAAGGAUGAAAUUGAACGAGAAGUUCUCCGAAGGGUGGAGGAAGCCAAACGCAUCAUGGAAAAGCAGUUGCUCGAAGAACUCGAGCGACAGAGACAAGCUGAGCUUGCAGCACAAAAAGCUAGAGAGGAGGAAGAACGUGCAAAACGUGAGGAGCUAGAGCGAAUACUGGAAGAGAAUAACCGAAAAAUUGCAGAAGCACAAGCCAAACUGGCCGAAGAACAGUUGAGAAUUGUUGAAGAACAAAGAAAGAUUCAUGAGGAAAGGAUGAAACUAGAACAAGAACGACAACGUCAACAAAAAGAAGAACAAAAAAUUAUCCUGGGCAAGGGGAAGUCCAGGCCAAAACUGUCCUUCUCAUUAAAAACCCAGGAUUAAAUUGCAAACUCUGAACUUUUUACAAAGAAAAAUGGAAAAACUUUGUAUGGUAGCUUCAUGUUGAAGUGGUUUUUUGUUUUUGUUUUUGUUUUCAUUUUUUUUUAAUUUGUAAAAUCUGGAAAGUUAGCUUGUUCUAAUAGGGGCUAUGCUCUGCAAUUCCCUUUUUUUUUUUUUUCCUUCCACUAAGUCAAAUCCUUAUCAGAUCAUUGUUGUCUUCUAAGGAGUGACGUAUUUUUCACGUGUUUGGAUUCUAUAUUAGUGGUCUGAGGAAGAGCAGAUCACAUUGUAAAACUAUGGAUGGUCUGAUAAGGCUUUUACUGACCCCACUGACUUCAGAGUUAUACUCUGUUUGCUACAUCAUAAUGCUGGUUUUGCUGACUUUUUGUUUUUUUAUAUAUUUAUAAAAAAAGAAAAAGUUGGUGAUUGCACUGGGAAAUUCCCAGGGUAUUACUGGACCUAUGUGGUGUAUUGUUAAACCAGUGUCCUUCUGAUACUGUUGCUCUUGAUGUUCCUGAUACAGGUAAGGAAACAGGUGGUCAACUCUGAUACAAAGUACAUAUACAGUUCAGUAUUGUCUCUGUUCAUUUUGUUUUUAUUUCAUUGACAAAAUCAAACCAGCAUUCCCCAUUGUGUAAAUAAAUGAUUUUGCUGAAUAAAGUAAAGUCUUAAAUUCA
Symphalangus syndactylus (siamang) is the source of this 1777-nucleotide messenger RNA. It is a transcript of the gene ARGLU1, whose product is annotated as arginine and glutamate rich 1. NCBI's taxonomy places the organism in Eukaryota, Metazoa, Chordata, Mammalia, Primates, Hylobatidae. The record is from RefSeq and is a predicted model, not a curated record. Gene Ontology annotation, molecular function: cadherin binding. Gene Ontology annotation, cellular component: nucleoplasm; mitochondrion.